Messenger RNA from Vicia faba (fava bean), 1938 nucleotides. NCBI's taxonomy places the organism in Eukaryota, Viridiplantae, Streptophyta, Magnoliopsida, Fabales, Fabaceae. The record is from the annotation of a GenBank genome assembly.
AUGAGAAGAAUCUCCUGUCUGCUACUGAAACAACCUUCUCCUUCAAUCACACACAUCCACUUCUCCUUUCCCCUUCACCUCCAAACACAUCCCCCGCACCACCACAAUGCCAAUUCAUUCUCCCACUCCUUCAAAACCCUACCUCUCCCUCCCCCAGAACUCGUCGAACCUUUCUCCGACCUCUCCGACGUCAUCUCCUCCAAACAAAACCUCCAGCCCUCUCCAUGGUUCACACAAAUCCUCAACCUCCUCGACAAUUCCCCAACCAUGGAAUCAAAUCUCGACUCCUUCUGCCGCCAAUUUCUCAUCACUCUCUCCCCCUCCUUCGUCGCCCACGCUCUCCGUUCCCUCAACAACCACCACACCGCCCUCCGUUUCUUCACCUGGGCUUCCCACCAACGUAACUACUCACAUUCCCUCGAUUGCUACGUUUCACUAAUCAACCUACUCCUAUCCCCCUCAACCAACACCACCUCCGCCGCAUUAAAUAUUUUUGCAGAACUUCAACGUAGCCGCCUCCCCUUAACAUCCCCAUCCGCCAACUCCCUCAUCAAAAGCUUCGGUAACGCCGGCCUGGUCAAUGAACUUCUAUUAGUUUGGCGUGGAAUGAACGAACAAAACAUCCACCCGACUCUUUUCACUUACAACUCCCUUCUUAACGGACUCGUUGGUUCCUCUUUUAUCGAAUCGGCCGAGCGUGUUUUUGUCGCCAUGAAAGAAGGAAGAAUAAAGCCUGAUGUUGUAACCUACAAUACUUUGAUCAAAGGGUAUUGUAAGAUUGGGAAAACACGAAAGGCGACUGAGAUGGUUCGCGAAAUGGAGGUAAUUAACUUGGAGCCUGAUGUUGUUACUUAUAUGACAAUAAUGCAGGCUUGUUAUUCUGAAGGGGAUGUUGAUUGUUGUUUGAGUCUUUACCAUGAGAUGGAGGAUAAGGGAUUUCAAGUUCCUUCUCAUUGUUAUACUUUGCUCAUAUGCGGGCUUUGUAAGACGGGGAAGGUUUUAGAAGCUUAUGCUUUGUUUGAGAAUAUGCUUAGAAAUGGUUGUAAGGGUAAUAAGGCUGUUUACACUGCUUUGAUUGAUUGUUAUGGGAAGAGUGGGAAUUCUGAUGGGGCUUUAAGGUUGUUUGAGAGGAUGAAAAUGGAUGGGAUUGAGCCUGAUGAGGUUACUUAUGGUGCUAUUGUUAAUGGGUUAUGUAAGAGUGGCAGAGUAGAGGAAGCUUUGGGUUAUUUUCGGUUUUGUAAUGAGAAUGCUGUUGUUGUCAAUGCUGUUUUUUAUUCUAGUUUGAUUGAUGGACUUGGAAAGGCGGGAAGGGUGGAUGAAGCUGAGAAGGUGUUUGAUGAAAUGGCUGAGAAGGGGUGUCUGCCGGAUUCAUAUUGCUACAAUGCGCUCAUCGAUGGACUGUGUAAGUGUGGGAGGAUAGACGAUGCUUUAGUGCUGUUUAAGAGGAUGGAGUGUGAUGGUUGUGAGCAUACUGUGUAUACGUUUACUAUACUUAUCAGUGAGCUUUUCAGGGUGCAUAGGAAUGAAGAAGCCGUCAAGAUGUGGGAUUUGAUGAUUGACAAAGGGAUAACGCCGAACGUUGCUUGUUUUAGGGCUUUUUCAAUUGGAAUGUGUCUUUCAGGAAAAGUUGCGAGGGCUUGUAAAGUGCUGGACGAGCUUGCACCUAUGGGGGUUGUUCUUGAAACGGCUUAUGAAGAUAUGAUUGGAGCGCUGUGUAAAGCUGGUCGUGUGAAGGAGGCUUGUAAGUUGGCUGAUGGAAUUGUGGAUAGGGGUAGAGAAAUACCUGGGAAGAUUAGAACUGUGAUGAUUCAUUCCUUAAGGAAAGCUGGGAAUGCUGAUUUGGCUAUCAAGUUGAUGCAUAGCAAGAUUGGUAUUGGAUAUGAUCGAAUGCGGAGCGUUAAAAAGAGAGUCAAGUUUCAAACCCUUGUUGACAACUGA